CAUCCCACCGGGGUGAUGGGAGCCCUGCAGAGACGCCGGGAGAGGAGCCCAGAGGCUCAGCAGUCGCCUGGGCAGUGGAGGCACGACCCGCGAGAAGGAGCGAGACGACUGUGCAGCGGCGACAACAGAACCACCACCACCUCCACCACCACCUACACGAUGUCUGUGGCGUCGAUCUCCGCGCUCGCCCUAAUCCUGCUCGCCACGCAGCCCGCGCCCCCCGUCUCUGCGCAGGUGAGGCCGCCCGUGAACCUGCGCUUCAAGGUGCUGUCGGGCAGCAGCGUGCGGGUGCUGUGGCGCUCGCCGCGCGGCUCUCUCCUGGGCUACAGGCUCCACGUGCUGCCCACCAACGGCGAGGCCGUGCGAGAGAUCUCGCUCCCACGUGACGCCACGUACGCCGUCAUCGAGGACCUGGUGCCCAGGACCAAGUACGUCGUGACCAUGGUGGCGUACGACGCGUCGGGGGAGAGCCCGCCCGUCACAGGAGAGAUCACACUGGAGAUGAUGCGCCCGGGGGGAGCCCGAGGAGGCACCGAAACAGGCGCCUCGCCAGAAGAGAUGUCCGUCUCACAAGGUUGCGCCCCGUCCACGGAGGCCGAGUUCGUGCUGCUGCUGGAGGCGACGCGGGGCCUGGACGAGGCCGACUCGCGCCUGGUGCUGUCCUUCGCGUCGGCCCUCGCGGGGGCCUUCCCGCUGGGCGCCGCGACGCGCGUGGCCCUGGUGCUGUACGGCGCAGCGGCGCGCACCCGCGUCGCGCUGGGCGCCGAGACGCGGCACGCGCGGCUCGCCAACCUCAUCCUCGGUCAGCCCCUGCAGCAGGAGGGACCCCCCAAUGCCGGUGAGGCACUGCGGCACAGCCUGGACACGCUGCUGGGCCCCACGUCUCCCGCGCGCCCCACCGCGGCGCGCCUCCUCGUGCUGCUCGCACGCAGCGCGUCGCACGACGACGACGUCGCCGGCGCAGCCGCGGCGCUGCACGAGGCGGGCGUGGACGCGUUCGCCGUGGGGCUGCCGGGAGCCGUCGCCAGCCAACUGCGCCUGGUGGCGUCGCAGCCGGAGCACCUGCUGAUCGUGGCUGGCACCGCGGAGCUGCCCCAUGCCCUGCCCCGCCUGGUGGCCCUGCUGUGCGCGAGCGCCGAGGCCCAGAUGGCUCUGCUGCGCCAGGGAGACGUGGAGCCACCGAUUCAGGUGCACGUGUCGGAGGUGACGUCGCGCUCGCUGCGCAUUAGAUGGGCGCUCCCCGCGGGCCCCGUCUCGGGCUUCCGCGCGGUGUGCGUCGCCGCGGGGGGCCCCGGGAGCAACGGCGUCCCCGCGGGCGGCCUCCCGCCCGUCGCCGGCGGCGGCAUUCAAGAGCAGACGCUGGGCGCGCGCGACACGACGGCCGUGUUCCGUGGGCUACGCUCGGACACGGAGUACCGUGUCAGCGUCUACUCCCUGCAGGGCCGUGCGCUCAGCGCGCCCGAGACGCGCACCACACGCACCAAGAGCACCAAGGUCACCGUGGAGUGCACGUCGUACGUGGAAGUGCGGGCCGACGUCGUCUUCCUGGUCGAUGGUUCCUACAGCAUCGGCUUGGACAACUUCGCCAAAGUUCGCUCGUUUCUCGACGUGCUCGCCAAGACGUUCGACGUGAGCCCAACUAAGGUGCGGCUCGGCCUGGUGCAGUAUUCCCGCGAGCCUGUGCUGGAGUUUGCGCUGGACAAACACACGACAAGGGAGGCCAUCCUGGAGGCCCUCAAGAACUUCCCUUAUCGCGGCGGCUCCACCAACACCGGGCGCGCCAUGACCUACGUGCGGCAGCGAGUGUUCGUACAGGCCGCCGGCGCCCGGCCUGAUGUCCCGCAGGUGAUGAUUCUCAUCACGGACGGGAAGUCGUCGGACGAGUUUCGGGAGCCAGCCAAGCAGCUCCGUGACUCCAACGUGGAAAUCUUCGCCGUCGGAGUCAAAGACGCCGUGCAGGCCGAGCUGGAGGCCAUCGCCACGCCGCCCGGGGACACGCACGUCUUCACGGUGGAGGACUUUGACGCAUUCGAGAGGAUCGCCGCCGAGCUCUCGCAGUCCAUCUGCCUGCGCAUCGAGCAGGAGAUCGAGGAGCGGCGGCGGCGAUCCCUGUUACCUCCGCAAAACCUCUCCACGUCGGACGUGACGCCCCGCGGCUUUGUCGUGUCGUGGCACGCCGCGCGGGAUGACGCGCGUAGCUUCCGCGUGGAGUACUCGGCGCUGACCUCCGACCCUGCCGCGACUCCCGCCGCCCCGGGGUCUGUGACCAUCGCCGGGAACGACAGCAGCGCGCGGCUCGUGGGCCUGGCGCCCGACACCACCUACAGGGUUCGCGUGUUCGCACUGUACGCGGAGGGCGAGAGCCAGCCGCUCACGGGGGAGGAGACGACCCUCGAAGUGCUGGGAGCAGCGCGCGACCUCGCCGUGUCGGACGAGACCCAGAGCAGCCUGCGGGUGAGCUGGGCGCCGGCGCCGGGCCGGGUUCAGCGCUACCGCCUGCGCUACCACGCGGCCGGCAGCUCCACAGGACCAGGCCCCGGGGAGACGGUGGUGCCGGCGGCACAGACAUCGGCGCUGCUGUCGGGCCUCACGGCCGACACGCGCUACGAGCUCUCCGUGGUGGCGAUCUACGCGUCCGGUGACGGGCCCGAGCUGCAGGGCCCUGGCAAGACGCUGGAAGUGACCGGCACGCCUCGCGAGCUGCUCCUCUCGGACGUGAAGACGCGCAGCAUGCUCGCCACGUGGACGGCGGCGCCGGGCCGCGUGCUCCACUACCGCGUGCUGGCCCAGCCGCCGGGCGGCUCGGCGGGGGAGCCGGCGCCCAAAGAGCUGAAGGUGUCCGGCGACACGACGCGCGCCCUCCUCUCCGAGCUGCUGCCCGACACCGCCUACAGCGUCGCGGUCACCCCCGUGUACCGCUCGGGGAGCGGGGAAGCGGCGCGGGCGCAAGAGACCACCAAGGAAGAACUGGGCCCGCCGCACGGCCUGCGCACAAACGCCAGCGAGACCGGCGUGGCGGUGCGAUGGCAGGCGGCGCCGGGGCGCGUCACCUCGUACCGGGUGUCCUACCGCUCGCUGCUGUCGGAGGCGGACGCCGGCGAGAGGCUGCUGGACGGAGGGGCGCGCUCCACGCAGCUCACGGGGCUGCAGCCCGACACCACGUACGAGCUGUCCGUGAGCGGCGUCUACGCCAGCGGGGAGGGACCCUCCGUCACGGGCAAGGACACCACCCUGGUUCCCGACGGCGGCCGCGUGCGGGUGAGCGAGCGCAACACCACGGCGUUCCGCGCGACGUGGGCGCCGGCGCCGGGCCCCCCGCAGAGCUACCGCCUCACGUACCGGCCGGUGGAGCCCCCCGGAGACGGCGGGGGGGACGCCCCCCGGGGCCGCUCCGUCGUGAUGCGGGUGCCUGGGAACGCCACGUCGGUGCCGCUGCGCCGCCUCAAGCCCGGCACGCGCUACAAGCUGGCGGCGACGCCGGUGUACGGUGGCUGGGAGGGCCGCGCCCGGCACGGGGAGGGGGCCACCGUCGACCCCACCAAGCUGAGGCCCCCUCGCAAUCUGACGACGUCGGACGCGACGAGCAGCAGCUUCCGCGUGUCGUGGCGGCCGGCGCCCGGGGAGGUGACGGCGUACCGCGUGGCGUUCCACCCGGCGGGGGAGCGCGUGUCGCUGCGCGAGCUGCUCGUGAGCCCCGAGGACAGCAGCGCCGUGCUGCAGGAGCUCAGGUCUGGCACUCCGUACAAGGUGAGUGUGUUUGCAAUGUACGAGGAUGGGCCAAGCGAACCGCUCCUCGGCUCCGAGGUCACAACUCCCGACCUCCCUCCCGCCAACAUUGAAUUGUACGAAUGCGCCAGCUCGGCCGUGGCCGACAUCGUCAUCCUGGUGGAUGGCUCCUGGAGCAUCGGCCGCCUCAACUUCCGCCUCGUCCGCCAGUUCAUCGAGCAGCUCGUCAAUUCGUUCGACAUCGGGGACAAGAUCCGUGUGGGUCUGGCGCAGUACAGCGGAGACCCCAGAACGGAGUGGAACCUCAACAGCUUCUCUACGAAGGACACCACCCUGGAAGCCGUGCGCAACCUGCCCUACAAGGGGGGCAACACGCUGACAGGGCUGGCGCUCACCUACAUCCGCGAGAACAGCUUCACGCCGGAUGCGGGCGCGCGGGAGGGCGUCAACAAGAUCGGCAUCCUCAUCACGGACGGCAAGUCGCAGGACGAGGUGUUCGGGCCCGCGGACAGCCUGCGCGCCAACGGCGUGGAGCUCUUCGCCAUCGGCGUGAAGAACGCGGACGAGAACGAGCUGAAGCAGAUCGCCACCGACCCCGACGACACGCACGUCUACAACGUGGCGGACUUCAGCGCCAUGGCCACCAUCGUGGGCAGCCUCAGCAAGACGGUGUGCCGCAGCGUCGACUUCCCCGGAGGGGCAGACCCCCCGCCCGGCGCUCCGCUCGACCUGGUCACGUCGGAGGUGACGACACGGAGCUUCCGCGUGACGUGGACACCGUCGCCCGACCCCGUGGAUCAGUACCGCGUGGUUUACUACCCCCUGGGCAGCGGGGGCUCCCCCCUCGAGGAUGAGGUGGAGGGCACGCUGAGCACCGUGGUGCUGCGCAAGCUGCAGCCGUCCACGCGCUACGAGGUGUCCGUGUUUGCCGUCAACUCCGUGGGGGCGAGCGAGCCACUCCGCGGGCACGACACGACACUGCCUCUGGAGGGGCCGCGGAACGCGCGCACGUACGACGUGACGACCAACAGCAUGCGCGUGCGCUGGGACGUGGUGGCCGACGCCACGGGGUACCGCCUGGUGUUCGCCCCCGUCGACGCGGGUAGCGACCCCAACCAGGAGCGCGAGCUCACGGUGGGCGCCACAGCUAAGAACACUCUGCUGGAUCGCCUCACCCCCAAAACCACGUACCGGAUCGCGCUGUACGCACUCUACGGCGAGGAGGAGAGCCAGGCCAUCCCUCUGCAGGACACCACACUUCCCCUGGCGGGCCCGCGGAACGCUCGCACGCACGACGUGACGACGCACAGCAUGCGUGUGCGCUGGGACGCGGCCGGGGACGCCUCGGGGUACCGCCUGGUGUUCUCCCCUGUGGACGCGGGCAGCGACACGAGCCAGGAACGCGAGGUGACGGUGGGCGCGUCCAUCAAGGACACGCUGCUGGACCGCCUGACGCCCAACACGGAGUACCGCAUCGCCCUGUACGCACUGUACGCGGACCAGGGGAGCGAGCCCAUUCCCCUGCAGGACACCACGUUGCCCCUGCGCGGCGUGCGGAAUCUGAACUUUGCCGACGUGACCCACUCGAGCUUCCGCGUGUCGUGGGAGCCGGCGGAGGGCAGCGUGCUCAAGUACCGCGUGCGCUACUCACACGACAACGGUGCCGAGCCCGGCGAGGUGGAGGUGGAGGGCUCGGUGACGAGCAGCGAGCUCACGGGGCUCAACUCCCAGACGCGCUACCGCGUCACCGUCACAGCCGUGUAUGCUGACGGGGAGUCGCCACCCCUAGCCGGCUCCGAGACCACGCUGAAGGUGCCGCCCCCGCGCCUGCUGCGCUUCUCGGAGGUGACAGAGACGACGUUCCGGGUGACCUGGGUGCACGGCGGGAAGGACGUCCAGCUCUACCGCCUGGCGUGGCGCCCCGUGGCAGGCGGCGCCACGGAAGAGGUGAUCCUGAACGGAGACGAGAACUCGAAGGUGCUGCAGAACCUGCAGAGGGGCACGCUGUACGAGGUGUCCGUGACCGCCAUCUACCCGGACGAGUCGGAGAGCAGCCCGCUCACGGGCCGCGAGCAGACACUUGACGUCACAACAACCACGCCAACCACCACCACCACUGCCGCUCCGCGCGGCGCCCCGCGGGGCCUGGUGACGAGCGACGAGACCUCCUCGAGCUUCCUCGUGCGCUGGGAGCACGCCGUGGGGGCCGUGCUGCAGUACCGCAUCGUCUACGAGCCCGUGGGGGGCACGCGGUCCCCCGAGGCGGUGCUGGUGGGUGGACGCCGGAACAACGUGAUCCUGCAGAACCUGCUGCCCGACACCCCGUACCGCGUCACCGUCACCUCCCUCUACCAGGCUGGCGAAGGGGGCAACCUGGACGGCACCGCACGCACGCUUCCUCUGGUGGCACCGCGCAACCUGCGCAUCUCGGAGGAGUGGUACACGCGCUUCCGCGUGUCCUGGGAGCCCGUGCGCGGCCCGCUGCUUGGAUACCGCGUCACCUACUCGCCCGCAGCGGGCGGCCCCGCGCAGGACGUGUUUGUGGGGGACGUGACAAGCACGAUGCUGCAGGGCCUGAGCCCCGGCACCGAGUACGGCGUCAAGGUGCAAGCGCUCUACCCCGGGGGCACCAGCGAGCCCCUGCAGGGGCCCGGACGCACGCUGCCGCUGAUGGUGAGCGAGCUGCGCGCGUUCCGCGUGGAGGUGAACAGCCUGUGCAUGCGCUGGAAGCCGGUGCGCGACGCCGCCUCGUACCGCCUCUCCUGGGAGCCGCUGGCAGGAGGUCCCAAGCGUGAAGCGGUCUUCCCGGGCAGCCAGAUCGAGCACUGCAUCCCGGAGCUGCAGGCCGAUUCCCCCUACCGCGUCAGCAUCACCGCGCUCGUGGGACAGGCCGAGGGGCCUGCCACCAGCGCCACAGAGCGCACCAUGCCCGUCCCAACCACGACUCCGACCACGACGACCACCACGCCGCCGCCCACGAUCCCUCCUGCCCGCGACGUGUGCAAAGGUGCGAAGGCAGACAUCGUGUUCCUGGUGGACGGCUCCUGGAGCAUCGGUGAUGACAACUUCCACAAGGUGAUCCGCUUCCUGUACAGCACAGCGGGCGCACUGGACAAGAUCGGACCUGACGGGGCACAGGUGGCCAUCGCCCAGUUCAGCGACGACGCGUGCACCGAGUUCCUGCUGAGCAUGCACCGUGACAAGGAGAGUCUGCUGCACACCAUCGAGAACAUGCGCUACAAGGGCGGCAACACCAAGACCGGACGUGCGCUGACGCACGUCCGGGACCACCUGUUUGUGGAGACGGGCGGCAUGCGGCGCAACGUGCCCAAGGUGCUCGUGGUGCUCACGGACGGCCGCUCCCAGGACGAGACGCCGCUCAUCGCUCGCGAAAUCCAGCUUAGCGGCGUCAGCAUCUUCGGGAUCGGCAUCGCGGACGCCGACUACACGGAGCUGGUGUCCAUCGCGAGCCAGCCCACAGAGCGGCACCUCUUCUUCGUGGACGACUUCAACGCUUUCCAGAAGAUCGAAGAUGAGCUCAUCGCCUUCAUCUGCGAGACGGCCUCGGCCACCUGCCCACUCGCGUUCCUCAACGGGCACACGGUGUCAGGGUUUAACAUGAUGGAGUCAUUUGGGCUUUUGGACAAAACCUACUCUAUGCUGAGUGGCGUCGCCAUGGUGCCAGGGACCUUUAACAGCUUUGGCUCCUUCAAGAUUCAACCGGAAGCUCAGCUCCGACAGCUAACCAGCGACGUGCACCCGGACGGCCUGCGGCCAGACUUCACCAUCUCCUUCCUGUUCCGGGUGCUCCCUGAGACCGGGCCCGAGCCGUUCGCGCUGUGGCAGGUGCUGAGCACCAGCGGCAGCCAGCAGGUGGCCAUCAUCCUCGACGUGGGUAAGAAGGUGCUGGCCUACGUCUACCAUGACGAGCAGGGCCAGAGGCAGGUGGUGACGUUCGACGGGCCUGAGGUGCAGAGGAUAUUCUACGGGAGCUUCCACAAGGUGCACGUGGUGGUGACGCGCGAGAGCGUCAAGGUGCACCUGGACUGCGCGCUGGUAGCGGAGCGCAGCUCGUCGCCGCCGGGGAACGUGACCACCGAGGGCCACGCGGAGAUCGGCCGCCUCCUGCAGUCGCGGGGGCCGCGCGCCCGUACCGCCGCGUUCCAGCUACAGAUGUUCGAGAUCGUGUGCAGCAUGGGCUGGACGAGUCGUGACAAGUGCUGCGAGCUCCCGGCCACGAGAGACGAAGCCAAAUGCCCUGCGCUGCCACAUGCCUGCAAGUGCUCCCUGGACAGCGUGGGGCCACCCGGACCCCCAGGGCCAGCGGGAGGUCCUGGUAUCCGUGGAGCAAGAGGAACACAAGGGGACCUUGGUUCCAAAGGAGCAGAUGGAUUUCGAGGGGAGCUGGGGCCUAUCGGUCAGCAGGGUGCCCCAGGGCCUCAAGGCCCACCCGGCAUGUCGAUACAAGGCGACCCGGGCCGGCAAGGAGAGAAGGGAGAGAAGGGAGAGCCAGGCCCACCAGGUCCUCAGGGACCCCAAGGGCUACAAGGUCCGACGGGCAGGGAUGGGCCUGCAGGACAGAGGGGUCUGCCUGGAAAAACCGGGGAACAAGGACCCAGAGGACCUCCAGGGCCCAUGGGGCAGCCCGGGUCACCGGGGCCACAGGGUGACGUUGGGGCCCCAGGCACGCGUGGCAACCGGGGGCUGCAGGGUUUGCUGGGCUCGAGAGGUGAGAAAGGAGACAAGGGGGACCCGAUGUCCCAGAACAUGAUUCGGUCCGUGGCCAGACAGGUGUGCGAACAGCUGAUCAGCUCCCAAAUGCACCGUUACACAAACCUGAUCCAACAAGCCCCCAACAACAACUAUCCUGCUCGUGAGGUGAGGGGGCCCCCGGGACCCCCCGGCAAUUCAGGCUCCCAAGGGCCCCCAGGAGAACCCGGCAGCCAGGGCCGCCCAGGCUUCCCGGGGGAGCCCGGCAUGGGAGGCUCCCCUGGAGAGAGGGGUUUGCCUGGAGACAAAGGAGAGAGGGGAUCCCCUGGGAUCAGCCAGCAGGGCCCUCCUGGCCCUCCCGGGCUUCCAGGCCCCCCCGGGGACUCGCGCACGGGCAGCCCCGGCUCCCGAGGCCUUCACGGGGCAACGGGCCCCGCUGGGUCUCCCGGCAGCCCGGGCCCUGCGGGUGCCCCAGGGCCGCAGGGAUACUGCGACUCGUCCCAGUGCAACCUGGUCUACAACAUUGACGGUUACUCUGGCCCCGAGCAGUAGCUGCGCCGCUUGCGACCUCUGGACGCUGCUCCUGCCACUGCUCGCAACGUAGCGCCGCUGGGAAUCGCAAAACUCAAGCCUCUGCUGGGUCGACGCGCUUUGCUUCGCACUCCUGCCACUCAACUUCUUCUCCUCCUCCCUUCUGCCACUGCAGUUUUUUUGGUGUUUCUUUUACAUUUUUGUGGUCAUACGGUUUUUUUUUUUUUAGCUUUAGUAGAUUGCCUUAUUGAACAUUGCUGUUGACGGUUCGUUACGCUCUGUGUCCCGAGAGUUAAAGGUUACAUUGAAGUGCAAGUCUAGAGAAAUGUGUGUAAUCAUAAAGUUGUGCUUUUACUGUCUAGGCACUCGUGCUUGCAGAAAUUACACUUCCACCACCACCACUGAACUUUGUCAUGUACAUGCACCUGCACUGCUGCAAAAAAAUGUGUUUGCCCAGCUAGCAACAUUUGGCUCUGCUUCCUGGUGCUUUCGCUGGCCUGUAUACUGGGUCUUCAACGUGUACAGACAUACAACUGCACACCCGCUGCACAUUUCCCACCGCCUUCUGUUGAGAAGGGUUUUUUUUAUUAUUAUUGUUCAUGCACAUGAUUUUUGCUGGGGGAUUGAUUUUGCCGGUGUCCUUUUUUCGCGCUUGGUUAUGGGAUGCUGAAAGUCUUGUGUGGUUUUUUUUGUGCUCGGAUUCUCCGCAAGCUCAUGCAGGGUGCGCAUGGUGCCCACGUCCCCGUGACCAACCCAGGCCUUCGCUCUUGUCCCCCUUUUUCCUAAACAGGAACGCGUCCCAACCAUUACCACUGGCUCUCCCACGAAGUAAAAGUUUCAUUGAUAGGGGACAUGGCAAGCAUUGUUUUAUUGUCUUGAAGUGAUUCCCUAAAAUGGGUUUACAGAAUUUUAAUUUCAUACUGGGAACAUUUGAAACUGGAGGGUGCAGUUUUAGUUUGCAGCCCCAUAUUUUAGGGCAUGAAAUUCCGUGCCGAGUUAUCCUUACACCUCGCAUGCCCUGUGCGUGGGUCCCAUGUGUGUAUUUUCUUGAUGGCAAAUGUAAGAAUCAAAUUAAUAUAUUGCCAAGUAUCGUGCACCUCACCCUUUGUAUUGCAUUAAAGACCCGUAUUUGACAACACCCAGGGUUGACAGUUGCACAUUUGUACUGCCCUUAAGACAUCGAUGUCAGAAAAUGUUUCUGUACAAAAGUAGGCAAUUACUCUCGUGUUGCAAGCGACGGAUGACACAAGCCGUCCACUCCAGUGUCCCAAACUGUGUCACAGUUGAGCUUUCUGAUGUGUCUUUGGGUUGUACCGCGUUAUUGUUCGGCAUGAUGUCCGACGUUUCGCUCCACGUGCCGGGAGCUCCUUUUAGAACUGAAUUAAAGCUCUCCGUACAUGGAGCAAAACUGAGUUGAGUUUGUGAAGCCUAUGGCGCAUGUAUCGAAAUGUCAGCUAAGCAUGCGGUACAACCCAAAAAUACAUCGGGAGAGCUCUACAGCACAACUGUGAACAUGCACGGAGUUGAAUACUAUCGUUCAUAUUCAGAACUUGCUACCAAAUUUGAUGCGGGAACUCAUUUCUAUAACAGCAUUUGUCUUGCAGCUGUCAGCCAUUCAUUUGAUUUCCAUAAGCAGUAGAGCCCCCAUUACAGGCUCACAUUCAUAACAGUCAUGCGUACACGUUGUGAAAUCAUCUGUGCGGCGAAUACAUGUUCUCUGUUCCUGGGAAUUGCUUGCUGAUAAAAGUGCUCACUUAGCGUGUCCGAGUGAGGCCAGUUGCCUCGGUUGGACAACGCUAAGACUCGGCCAAUGCAGUUUGCCUCUUGUGUAGCAGUGUAAAGAUUUUCUCCAGUUCCCUUCUUGCUAAGUCAACAACAAAUCGCUCGUUUUCACUUCAUGCUGUCGGUAAGUUCCUCUGGGCACAACAGGGUCACAGAGAGGACAAGAUACUCCAGACUUAGGUCAAAUGUACACGUGUAUAGCUCGCUCGCUCCAAUGCCGCUCCACAGCCAAGUUGCUUGGGACUUGACAGGGACACGGGACUGAAGGUGCAUUAUCGUGUACCGAAUUCUACGGGGACAAAAAUUGCCGAGCGAUAGAGACGUGGAUUGGCGUGGCCUGGAGUCACCCCGUCCGGCUCGCCCUGUCAAGGCCAACGAGAUGGCUUGCGUCCUGCAGCAUUGUUACCAUGCCAGGCAGAAGCAAGAGACGAGCGGGGGUUGGUCGAAGUCGUUUUAUUAUGAAAGCGGGAGGCGUGAAAAGGGGGUAUCUGUUGGCCGAAGGGAGGCCACCUCUUGCUCGCGUGAGCAGCUUCGGCGAAAUGCAGCUGCACCAACAUGCCCCUUGUGAAUGGAGCCGAGAACUCGGGGGACACCCUUGCCUCGGGCUCCUGUGGGCCGUGGCAAAAUUAAUCGGCUUUUAAGAUAUAAAGAAUGUGCUGUAAAGAAUCGUUCCAAUGUCGAGCCUCUUAGCAUAAAUGUUAGCGUUCGGUUACAACUGUAGCGGUAGCAAAUGCAUUUGUAAAAGCUUACAGGGAUGUCGCUUUUUGUGUCGCGGGCUCAAACUGGUAAUCCAGACAUUGGUCCAGUCCUGGACAUUGGUCCAGUCCUGGCCCAACGCAGUGUGUUGACUGAAUUAUACCACACUGGGCCCUUCCUGGCAGAACUCUGUCCACGCUCGCUUCCUAGAGUAGUCGUGUCGGACCGCGUCGCCGUCUGGUUAAGUUUAUUGUGUUGAUAGGGAGUGUCGGCUGGUUUGAAAGCGCCGCGCCUGUAAUUUCCUUUGUUACUUUUACUAAUACAUGUUGGUGGAUUAUCAUAGUGAGGUGCUUUUGUGGGUGCGGGUCUCUUGACGACAAAGUUUUAAACGCAACUCCCCCGGCACAGUCCUCAGUUCUGAGUCGAAUCAUUAACGACGUUUACAUGCGACCACCCUGCAGAGCGUCAUCCUGCGCAGAGGGGUUACUCUCACAUGGAAUAGCCCUAGAGAAGAUGCUGAGCUCCAACACCCUGCAUUGCCUGCACGUGGCUCUGAUGUUAGGUUCAACUUUGAGGUGGCCCACAAAUCCAGUCUCAGGUAACGAAUCCAGGAUGUGUGUUCGUGUUCAGUCAAUCCACAGUUAGGUGAAACCCCACGCCAUUUGGGAUGUGGGGGUUAAUUGAUUAUACUUCUUCACCAUGCUGGUCAAUGUGGGUUGGUGAAGAUGGGGAGCAUUUAAGUACAACACCGCAACAGUUUAAUGUAUUGCACACGGUAUUGCACACGGCUUACAUGGUGCUCAUUCGUCCAAUUACGUUGCAGGCUGAAGCCUGCUUAGCACAAUCCGCCUGAUUUGGUCAUAAUCUCACAUGCUCUUUGAAUUGAACACAAUUUGGGCUGGAUAAGAGGCCACCACGGAUGCAUAACUGCAGGGGUUCUUUCACUCCACUCGUCACCUCAUCACCUUGCUCGUGUUACCUGCAACUGGAAGGAAAGGGCUGGAAUCACCUCAAACUGGAACCACGUGGGCCACAUUUCAGAAUAUCGAAGGCAGAUAUUUAUCAAACACCACGUUGUACAUUGGGCAUUCAAAUGCAAAAAGGACAACGUAUGUUUACCGGCACAACGUCGGUUCACACAGUCUCGUCGCCUGAGCCGACUUCGGUGCGUCAAGAGCCAGUGCGUGAUUGACGCGCGGAGAUGAUAUCAGCUGCUGUGUUGGUUCAUGCUCCGCGCCGGAUGAGGCUGUGUUGGUUGGCUGUGCGCGGGGGGGGGCGAGCUUCGGGCGCCACAGCCGUGCACAGGCGACUCGUGUUGGCGCUUUGCGAGGCUGAAUUUACGGUGACAAAAGGUGCAGAUUUAGGAGGUCUGGUUUUUUUUUGCGUGGUUCGCGUGCAGUCGACAACAUUAUUCAACACGCGGCGACUGCUUUUAAAUCACGUGGACGUGAAAGCGCCAGUGACGUCUCGCACACAUUCGGGGGCUCGCAGUGUCGCGCACCGCGUUAACUGGGUUCCGAAUCACCGUUUACCCAAUAAGUCUUUAAUUAUAUUGACGUUUUGGGAGGUGGGGGGGAGUCGAUAGGACAUACACACACGUUCUUCCUAAAACCCAUCAUCCUUGCAUAAAGAUACAUUUGAAAUGCAAA
This is a messenger RNA of Petromyzon marinus (sea lamprey), 13094 nucleotides long. RefSeq names its product collagen alpha-1(XII) chain-like. Gene Ontology annotation, molecular function: protein binding. The record is from RefSeq and is a predicted model, not a curated record. Lineage: Eukaryota; Metazoa; Chordata; Hyperoartia; Petromyzontiformes; Petromyzontidae.